AACCCAGAACCUUCUUGCUGCAAGACAACAGCUCAACCAACUGCGCCACUGUGCAGCCCUCUAACACCAAUAUGUUAGCUCUUUUCUGAUUAUUCUUAAUUUGACGCCGAUUAUUAUACACCUAGAUACAGAUUUGCUUUUAACUUAACUAAUUUCUUAUUUAACUCUAAUUAGCUGUUAAUGUGACCCUGAUUAGUUUGAGUUUAAAGAUCUAUUAGAUUGAGUUUUAUUAGUUUUUACUUGACUCCAAAUAUAGUAGUUGCUACCUCAACUGUGGUUAACUUUUUGCUGGAUUCAUAUUAGCUAUUGGCUUCAAUCUGAUUAGCUGUUAGCUUGAUCCCAUUUAGCUUUUAGCUGAUUCAGAAUCCUUGUUCCAUUGAAUCUGAAGUGGGACCACAAUGGUGGGUCAUAUGACUUGCACCAAUUUUUAAUGUAAGGUAGUUUCGCAAUAACAAGCUUUGAGAGAGAGUAUAGUUUUCAGAUAGAGGUAGAAAAACAGCCAUAUGCUUUAGGUUUGCAUUGUUCUUACUGAAAGUAAUGGAAAUAUAUUGCGUUUUGACACUGUCGUUUUGCCUUUAUAUUAGUUAGGAAAACACAUAUAAUGGAACAGACGAGCACCUUUAAAACAGUUCUAACAAAAUAAAAAUAUUUUAGCUUGUGCUCAUUAUUUUACAUGAAUAAACAUACAAAAUGGAGUGAUUAAAAAUAACCUAAGACCUAUUUACUUAACUGCGAAUUAUGGACAGCUGGAGAAAAACAAGCAUCAAUAAAUGCAUGCUGACAUGGUAAAGUUUUUAAAAUGAACCUGGUUGGUUGAGGUCAGUCUCAAAGUAUUACUGUGUUUGAUAACAGCAUUAAUCCUUUGAGACUGACCUUUAAUCCAUAAAAUGGACUUUGUUUCACAAGCUCUGCGUCUCUGCAUGUAAAAACUGAGUUGAGUGUGUAACACAAUGCUAGUUCAUUGACUACAGGCAGCUCAAGUCAAACGUCUGGAAUUGGAUUUAAUAACAAUCAGAAAAUGUCCAACUCUGUCUCUGUAAUCCUGGCAUUCCUCUGCUUCCUGUUGCUCAGACCCUGUUACUGUGGAGGCAGCAAGAUCUUGGUGGUGCCUGUUGAUGGCAGCCACUGGAUCAAUAUGAAAAUAAUCCUUGAAGAGCUUCACUCCAGGGGCCAUGAAAUUACCGUUCUAAGAUCUGCCAAGAGCUGGUACAUCCCCAGUAACUCCUCAAUUUACGCGGCCAUUAACAUCCCAAUGUUGGAGGAUGAGGCAGACAGAAGCUUUUACAAUAAAAUGCUGAAGGACGUCAUGAGUUGCCGCAACUAUCCAAGGUUUAUAAGCACAUUUUGCCAACAGCACUUGAUUACAUCAAUGUUAGGGAAGGGCCAUGAGAUUCUGGCCAGAUCUGCCAACAUAAUAUUAGAGGACAAAGUUUUAAUGAAGAUCUUGCGGGAUUCAAAGUUUGAUCUCAUGUUGACAGACCCAGCCCUUACCUUAGGAGUAAUUCUGGGUGGUUACCUCAAGCUGCCAAUGGUCUAUAAUGUCCGCUGGAUUAAUACAGGGGAAGGUCAUCUAACUAUCGCUCCAUCUCCUGUCUCCUAUGUUCCUAUAUCUGGAAGUGAACUUCACCAUCAAAUGGAUUUUCAGGAGAGGAUAAAGAAUAUGUUGCAUUAUCUCUACAGUGUUUAUGAACAGUACUUCAUCAUUAACCCAGCCUACAUAGACAUCUUCCAGAAAUAUUUCCCUCCUGGGGCUGACUUGUUGUCUUUGGAGCUCUCAGCUGAUAUCUGGCUUUUCAGGGCAGAUUUUGUCUUUGAGUUCCCUCGACCCACCAUGCCCAAUAUGGUGUACAUAGGGGGGUUCCAGUGCAAGGAAGCCCAACCUCUGUUACUCUACUGUAAGAGGUCCAGCAAGAAGAUCAAACCAGAGUAA
Molecule: messenger RNA, 1930 nt
Organism: Poecilia reticulata (guppy)
Lineage: Eukaryota; Metazoa; Chordata; Actinopteri; Cyprinodontiformes; Poeciliidae
Source: RefSeq, a predicted model, not a curated record